Messenger RNA from Toxotes jaculatrix (banded archerfish), 1302 nucleotides. RefSeq names its product immediate early response 3 interacting protein 1 (gene ier3ip1). The coding region runs from base 41 to 289 and encodes 82 amino acids. Gene Ontology annotation, cellular component: Golgi membrane; endoplasmic reticulum membrane; COPII-coated ER to Golgi transport vesicle. Lineage: Eukaryota; Metazoa; Chordata; Actinopteri; Toxotidae. Gene Ontology annotation, biological process: endoplasmic reticulum to Golgi vesicle-mediated transport. The transcript is spliced from 3 exons. The record is from RefSeq and is a predicted model, not a curated record.
CGUAGGCAGAGGAGGAGGUGUAGAAGAAGAAGUUGCCAGCAUGGCGUUUACUCUGUACUCUCUCAUCCAAACCGCUAUUCUGUGCACAAAUGCAAUCGCUGUGUUGCAUGAGGAGAGGUUUCUCAGCAAGAUCGGCUGGGGUGUUGACCAGGGAGUCGGAGGUUUUGGGGAUGAUCCAGGAAUCAAAGCCCAGAUCCUCAAUCUCAUCCGCUCAGUCAGGACUGUCAUGAGAGUGCCUUUAAUAAUAGUGAAUUCAGCCUGCAUCGUCCUUUUGUUGCUGUUUGGUUAACACUGCGAGCCAGUAUGAAGCCAGAGGACCAUACAACGUGCCAAGGAACAACCACACAUGCUUGCACAGACACACACUGAAUUGCGUGUCAUUCUCAUCAGUGUGGAAAAAGUUUUCCACAACAAUUAACUCACCACCAGGUCCAAAUAUGGCUUGUGUUGGCCGCUAACCUCCCUGUCUGUGUGACACCAAAAGGCCAAAAUAUGGAUUAAUGUCAUCCCAUAGUUCUGUUUAGUGCUGCAGAGUGUUUGUCUUCACUCUCAUCAUCACGUUUCAUCACAGACACAUUGAAGGGAAUCUCUUUCAGCGCUUUCUGAAUGAUAUGUGUCAUGUACAUUAUUUUUAGUGUUACCAAGGAGGAACUUGUUACUUUUGGUAAAUAUAGCAAAGUAUUGUCAGCAGUAGAGCUGGAGAAUAUUUUUUUUUCUUUAACGUCAGACAGACAGAAGGAGAUAUUUGGCAUUUAUUGUCACUGUCAAAAAGACUGUUACUGUAAAGUUUUUCCUUCUAAUGGUCCUGCAGACCUUUGUAAAGACAUUCUGUUGAAUAAGAAGGAUCUGUUAUUUUCGACAGCACCUUCUUAGUGUUUCACAUAGAUUUCAGUGAGAUAAUUCUCAGUUAUCUCUACUGAGCGAAGUGUAAAAAUGUUCAGUGUUUUAUAUUUAUUUCUUUUGUUAGAAUUUGGUUAAAUAUGUGCAAUGUCAAUUUUAAGCAAUAUUGCCAAAUACAACUCAAAACAAUACCUUUUUACCUGUUUACACAUCAGUACCUUCUCAAUGUCACAAACAUUAUUGGGAUGGUAUGAAUAAAUGUAUUAUUGAGUAUAAUGAAAUUCUUGUUAUUGGCUUUUCAUUCUGCGAGUGUGCCAGCAGAGGAAUAGAGAACAUCUUCAUGGAGUUUCUGCUGUUUUCCAUUUAAAUUACUGUCCACCACUGUUCUGUAUAAAUAUACACCAUGUUUGUCCAUCUAUCCGUGCUCCACUUCAUUAAUAAUCCCCAUAUGUUGUGAAUUAU